GAUUCUGGGAAUUCCAAGUCAUUGGGUCCAGAAAAGAAGAGUUUUUUCGUGUUCUUCAGUCUUCAGUUUCUGUUUGUUUCCUAAGAAUCGGUAGAAGCCGACAAUUUGAUCCUUCAUUCUCCUCUUCAAUUUUUCAUUUUAUGUUUUAUUCCUUUUUUUUUUCACAUCAAUUCGAUCGUUCACCGUUUAUGAGUUUUGCAUUCAAAGGAGGUUUAAAACUUUUCAGAUUCGGAACUGGAGGGGUGUGUUUAUGUUGUCUCAAAGUUUAUUAGAUUAGCGGUACAAUAAUAAGAGCAAUGCAAAAGGAUCAUGGUUCUAGUGCACCAUCUACGCCUACUUCCGCCCGACUUCGGCACCGGCGACGUUCCAAUGAGUUUAAUUUUGAGAUGAGCAAAACAAAUGGGAAUCAUUUGCUUAUCAAUGAUCACGACAAAUAUAAAUCAAUGUGGAUUCGUGCGUGUUCAUCUCUGUGGAUGCUGGGGGGCUUCCUUUUGAUUAUCUAUUUGGGGCACCUUUAUAUUUUGGCAAUGGUGGUUGUUAUCCAAAUAUUCAUGGCAAGUGAACUCUUUAAUCUACUCAGAAGAGCUCAUGAAGAUAAACGCUUGCCGGGGUUUAGGAUCUUGAAUUGGCACUUUUACUUCACAGCUAUGCUGUUUGUAUAUGGUCGCAUUCUCAGUCACCAGCUCGUGAACACAGUAACUUCGGAUAAAAUUUUCUACAAGCUUGUUAGUAAGCUCAUCAAGUAUCAGAUGGUUAUUUGUUAUUUCUUAUACAUAGCAGGUGUCAUGUGGUUCAUUCUUACACUAAAGAAGAAGAUGUAUAAAUAUCAAUUCGGGCAGUUUGCAUGGACACACAUGAUUCUCAUCGUUGUCUUCACUCAGUCUGCAUUUACCGUAGCCAACAUUUUCGAAGGCAUCUUCUGGUUCCUUCUCCCGGCAUCACUAAUUGCUGUCAAUGAUGUUGCUGCUUAUUUCUUUGGUUUCUUUUUUGGUAAAACUCCUUUGAUCAAGCUAUCUCCUAAGAAAACAUGGGAGGGUUUUAUCGGUGCAUCAGUUGUGACAACAAUCUCGGCAUUUGUGCUUGCAAAUGUCUUUGGUCAUUUUCAGUGGCUGACAUGUCCAAGAAAGGAUUUAUCAACUGGUUGGCUUCUAUGCGAUCCUGGUCCACUUUUUAAGCCAGAGUAUUAUCCUUUGCCCGGAUGGCUUUCUCGAUGGGUGCUGCCAUGGAAAGAAGUAGCAAUUUUACCAGUUCAGUGGCAUGCUCUAUGCCUAAGCUUAUUUGCGUCGAGUAUUGCUCCAUUUGGAGGCUUCUUUGCAAGUGGUUUCAAGAGAGCUUUUAAGAUUAAGGAUUUUGGCGAUAGUAUACCCGGACAUGGAGGAUUUACUGACAGAAUGGACUGCCAGAUGGUAAUGGCUGUUUUUGCAUACAUCUAUCAUCAGUCAUUUGUUGUUCCCCAAGAUUAUACUGUCGAGAUGAUUAUAAACGAGAUAUUACGCAGCCUUACUUUGGAGGAGCAGCAAAUUCUAUAUACCAAGUUAGGUCAAAUAUUGCAGAAGAGAAUGGAGAAUAGUUUACAUUUUUUCUCCCUCGGGUGAUUGCCAGUCGGACUUGAUAACGAUCUUUGGAGGUCUCUUGUAUGAUCCACACGAACGUAGCACGAAGGACUCGGUUUCUGACGAAGUAGACAGAGGUUUCAGCUGUUAGUGAACUUAGUUUUAUGGCACCAAAGAUUAGAAUGAUCUCUAUUAAUGUUCAUAAUGCAAAUUGAGUGAUGAGAAAAGUGGAACAUAAAAACAGAUAUUUGGUUGGAACUUUUGCAUUUUGGACUCUCUAACUUGUCUUCAAGAUUUGACAUAGAUUUUUACUCUUAGUACUUUUUUAUGUUUGUAUUAGGUUUGGAUUAUACUAGAUCUAAACAAGUUCAAUUAUGGUUUUAUAUCAAA
Gossypium arboreum is the source of this 1943-nucleotide messenger RNA. RefSeq names its product phosphatidate cytidylyltransferase 1-like. Gene Ontology annotation, cellular component: endoplasmic reticulum membrane. Gene Ontology annotation, molecular function: phosphatidate cytidylyltransferase activity. NCBI's taxonomy places the organism in Eukaryota, Viridiplantae, Streptophyta, Magnoliopsida, Malvales, Malvaceae. The coding region runs from base 297 to 1595 and encodes 432 amino acids. The record is from RefSeq and is a predicted model, not a curated record. The transcript has 13 exons.